AUGGCUCUCUGGAUCCGAUCACUGCCUCUCCUGGCCCUUCUUGCUCUUUCCAGCCCUGGGACCAGCCAUGCAGCUGCCAACCAGCAUCUCUGUGGCUCCCAUUUGGUGGAGGCUCUCUACCUGGUGUGUGGAGAGCGGGGUUUCUUCUACUCCCCCAAAGCCAGAAGGGACAUUGAGCAACCUCUAGUGAACGGUCCCUUGCAUGGCGAGGUAGGAGAACUGCCCUUCCAGCAGGAGGAGUUUGAGAAAGUGAAGCGAGGGAUAGUGGAGCAAUGCUGCCACAACACCUGCUCCCUCUACCAACUGGAAAACUACUGCAACUAG
Mesitornis unicolor (brown roatelo) is the source of this 324-nucleotide messenger RNA. It is a transcript of the gene INS, whose product is annotated as insulin. The record is from RefSeq and is a predicted model, not a curated record. NCBI's taxonomy places the organism in Eukaryota, Metazoa, Chordata, Aves, Mesitornithiformes, Mesitornithidae. Gene Ontology annotation, molecular function: hormone activity. Bases 1 to 324 code for a protein of 107 amino acids. The transcript is spliced from 2 exons. Gene Ontology annotation, cellular component: extracellular region.